AUGAGCUCACGCAGGCACCAUAGGAGCAAUAGCACUCUUUCCACUUCAUUAGCUUUCCCACUACUAAUCCAACCCGAGUUGGAUUCAAUGGAAAGCAGCCUCCAAGAAAUUCUAGAAGAAAUAACCAAAACAGAUCGAAGAUACUUACUCUGUCACUACCUGAGCAAAAAUUUUAGCUUUGCUUUAUAAAACACUAUACAAUAUUUUUUUUUAAUUUAUUAAUCACUAUCCUAAAUUUGGAAAGUAAAAAUUAAAAAAACUUAUAAAAUCAUGUUUUUUAAUGUAAGCUAACAUAUUAGCUAGAAAUUUCAUUAUAGUAGUUAUCAUUAUAUACCAAAAUAUUCUGUUAAAAAUAUUUAUUAAAAAUUUUUCACAGAGGAUUGAAUUUCCCAAAAGAUAGGCUGUUAUGAUGGCUUUGCUUGCUCAUGGAUGGUGGAAGAGUUAGGCAGCCUCAUUGGUGGUUCUAUUUUGGCAGUAGUAGGCUUUAUGAUCUUUACCAGCGCAACUAUAGUAGCUGGCAUCUUAGGCGGUGCAAUCGGUUUUGGAAUUGGUCAUGUAAUUGGAAGAAGAUGGAAAAGAAAUAAAGUCAUCAAAUCAGCUCUUACCAAAGAUAUGCAAUAUCAACUAAGACUCAGCUGUAUGCUUAUAUAUUUAUCUACCCUUAAAAAAACAAAAAUCCCAAUAAGUGAGUACUCAGGAAUUUUAGAAAAAGCAAUUGAUGAAUUCAGACCUGCUUUUGUGCUACAAUUACAUAAUCCUGCCUUUAUGAAAGAAGUCCAAAAGCUAAGAAAAUUUCUAAGAACAAGUGUAGCCCACACAGCUCUUCUAAAUUCUGCUUAUGAAAUAGCUCAUUCCAUUGAAUUUGGGAUAAACAUUCAUUUCACCUCUUCAAGAAUCCGAAGAAUCCUAAUCCCAGUUCUCCAACUGCUUAAAGACCCUAUCGCAAAAGAAGGCCAUGAACUCGAAAUUGUCAGAAGAAUUGAAGAAAUUCUUGCCAACGACAAAACUAAAGCAAUUUUAAAAAAAUCCCACCUACAAGACGAAGACAUUAUAGGGAUGAUUCUUCCUUUUCCAGCACUUUCUUGCAAACUCAUAGGGAAAAAUGUCCAAACUUGUAAAGCCAUUUCUGAUAUAGAGCAUUUCUUAGAAUACAAAACGUCUAAAGCUGAUCAGAACAAAAGCUGCGAAAACAAAAAGUACUUUGAAAAACUAAUGUUCAGAAGAUCAAGCUUGCCAGGAUACUCUACUCAUGAUCCCCAUUAUAAGCUGAACUAUAAAGAUUUGCUUAGCUUGGAAAUUAUUAGUAAACUUUCUGCUGCUAACGAAACUUUUAAUCCUCCGCUUUUCCAGCAAGAUGAGACUGCUGAUGAUUUUGAAGUCGGCUCAGUUAGUGAAGAUGUUAAUUGCCAAAUAAAAAUUGAGUUCCAGGCUGAUUCCCCAGGGGACAUUAAUUUUAAUUCACCAGAAAAGUGUCAGGCUGAUUCUCCAGCAAAAAUCCAUUUUAAUUCGCCAGAGAAAACCCCAUCAUCCAGCAUGAUCCCAGUGCCAGUACAUCUACCAUUUGAAGGCAGUGCAGUUGAUAUGGAUGAGGACUCAGAUCAUGACGAGGACAAAGGAGAAAUUGAAAUGAUUCAAAAGGAAGAAAGGUAUGAAAAAGUGGAAAAAAUAGAAAGUCCUGGAAGUAAUUCAGCAAGAAGCUCAUCAAAAUUAUCAGAUAAAGAGGAAAGAAAAGAAAGCGUAGAGAGCAGCCUUAAAGAGACUUUUAAAAUUGAUAUGAGGAUUCAUAAGUAUCAAGACUGCUUUGAUAAGUUGUUAGAAAUUGAGAAAGAGCCUGUAGGUGAUAAAGUGUGGAGACAUUGUGUAAAUAAGCCUGGAACACAAGUUUAUCAGAGGAAGGCUGAAAAUAGCCCAGUUUGCAUGAUAAAAGGGUUUUGUGAUAUAGAGUACUCAACUGAGACUGUAGUAAAAGCAAUAUGGGAUACCUCCAUCAGAACCCAAUGGGACCAUUUGUUUCACGAAUUUCGUAUUGUUGCCUCCAGAGAUGAUGCAGAGUUGCUGUAUUAUAUGAUAAAAACCCCAUUUGGAGUCACAAGAAGAGAUUGGCUACAAAGAAGAAUAAUGAUCAGGGACUAUCCAGAGCCAAACAUGAUUAUUCUUCACUUUGUCAGUGUUGAUGAUCCAGCUAUGCCACCUAGAAAAGGAGUAAUAAGAGCUGAGACAGCUGUUUCUGGAUAUAGAAGUUUCUUUUCAAUAGCGCGAUAAGGCGCAUUCCUAGGUUUUACCGGAUGAUCUUAAACAUAUGAAAACUUGCUAUUCUUUAUUCAUGGGGGAGAAAAAUAGCCUAAAUAAAGAAUUCUGCCUGAUCAAUCUCGAGAACUUGAAGAGAAGCUGUGCGAAAAAUUGACAUUUUGGUUCGUCAAAUGAAUCUGACGAGCCAAUUCUAGCCAGCACUUGAAAUGAAAAAUGGUAGUUGCCAGAAUUUUAUUAAUUUUUUGAUGGCGAGUAUGAUCAGAAUUUUAAUAAAUGGCACAGGAUCAGACAACUUAUUCCUUUCAAACCGAUCUAAUAAUUCCUUUGGUAAAUAAUUACAACUGCUUUAUAAAAGCCAAAGUUUGUGCUAAGCGCUUGCUCUUCUUUACGAAAUUACUAAUGACUCAUAUGGUUUUCGUUAGAAAAUUAAAAUGGAGUUAAUAAUUAAAAACUUGUUGAUCGAGUUGUGUUUUUGCGGGAGGAUAGAUUUCUAAGCAGAUGAUACCAAUUUAAUUAUGAUCAACUGCUUUAUAAAAGCCAAAGUUUGUGCUAAGCGCUUGCUCUUCUUUACGAAGUUACUAAUGACUCAUAUGGUUUUCGUUAGAAAAUUAAAAUGGAGUUAAUAAUUAAAAACUUGUUGAUCGAGUUGUGCUUUUGCGGGAGGAUAGAUUUCUAAAUAAAUUAUGCCAAUUUAAUUAUGAAUAACUGCUUUAUAAAAGCCAAAAUUUGUGCUAAGCGCUUGCUCUUCUUUACGAAAUUACUAAUGACUCAUAUGGUUUUCGUUAGAAAAUUAAAAUGGAGUUAAUAAUUAAAAACUUGUUGAUCGAGUUGUGUUUUUUUGCGGAAGGAUAGAUUUCUAAACAAAUGAUGCCAAUUUAAUUAUGAUUAAAUGCUUUAUAAAAGCCAAAGUUUGUGCUAAGCGCUUGUUGCUCUUUAAGAACUUUACUAAUGAUAUUAAAAUUUUAUUCUUAUAGUAUUAUUUUUAAAUUUUUUUCAAAUGUUAAAAUUUUAAAAUAAUUAUAUCAAUAUAAAUAAAUUUUUUAUAAAAAAAAAUUUUAUAAAAUAAAAUAAUAAUUUUUCAAAAUUUAUUAUAUCUUUUAUAAAAUGGGACUUUAAUUUUAACAAUAUUUUUUAAGUGGGCUGUCUGAUCCUGUGCCAUUUAUUAAAAUUCUGAUCAUACUUGCCAUCAGAAAAUUGAUAAAAUUCUGGCAACUAUCAUUUAUAAUUUCAAGUACCGUCCAGAAUUGCCUCGCCAGAUCCAUUUGACGAACCAAAAGUGUAAAUUUGCAAAUAGCCUCUCUUUAAGUUCUCGAGAUUGAUCAGCCAGAAACUCUUAUUUUUUCACUGUAUGACUCUCUUACAAAGAAGGAACAUCAAAUUUUCAUGUUCCAAAGACCUUUUAGUCAAACCAGGAAGCACGCCUCAUCGCGCUAUUGAAGAGAAAGUUCUAUAUAUUCUUCGGCCAAAAACUGCAAGAAGCUGCACAGUCACCAUUAUUUCUCAAAAUGAUGUAAAAGGACUGGUUCCAAAAAGCAUUGUUAACAGCAUGGCUUCAAGAGCUCCAUUAGAUUGGGUUAAAAAUAUGAAAAGAGGCUGUCAAAUGGUCGCAGGGUACUAA
This is a messenger RNA of Blepharisma stoltei, 3868 nucleotides long. The record is from the annotation of a GenBank genome assembly. Lineage: Eukaryota; Ciliophora; Heterotrichea; Heterotrichida; Blepharismidae.